Messenger RNA from Ilex paraguariensis (yerba mate), 369 nucleotides. The record is from the annotation of a GenBank genome assembly. Lineage: Eukaryota; Viridiplantae; Streptophyta; Magnoliopsida; Aquifoliales; Aquifoliaceae.
AUGGAGAACGGAUCGCCGAGAUGGGGUUUUCGAGGGAACGACGAGUUGAACAUGGCCUCGGAGAUCACAAUCAGAGGUAUGCUCAACUUGUUGAUGAGAAAUCUCAACGAAGCAGACCACAGAACCACCAUUCCUCUCGGCCACGGCGACCCCUCGGUGUUUCCGUGCUUCCGAACCACUUCCGUAGCCGAAGACGCUAUCGCCGACGCCGUCCGGUCGGGGAAGUUCAACGGUUAUUCUUCUACUGUCGGUAUUCUUCCGGCGAGGAGAGGCCCCGGAGGCUUGCCCUUUCCUCUUUUCUGCAAUAUCACUUAUAUGAGUAGACUGGAGCUGACGCAGCAGAACAAAGGAACACAAAUAACGUUAUGA